UGUCGGCUUAAGGCGAGAGAGAGCGUGAGUGAGCGAGAGAGAAAGAGCUGUGACUCUGGACCGAUAGCGGAGACUGAAACGAGACUAGCUGGAAACGAAGCAAAGACGUGGACCCCCCUCCCUCGCCACCUCCCUCUCUGUCUCUCAGCGCGCCCCCUCCAACCUCCCGAAGGACGACCACCCAUUGAAAAGCCACUUGACCGGCGUCGCCAGUAAGCGAUGCACCUUGAAGACUAGAAGAAAUCUCAGACGUAGAAAAUUUAGCAGUCAUGAUAUGCAUUUUUUUUUGUCUUUUGACGUUUUUAUCGCCGUCGAAUUUCGAGUUUUUCAUGUGUGUAGAAUAUCAAGUUUACAUUCCUAACGGGUUUCACAAGGCGUACAAAGGAUAAUCCUUAUUCGCUGGAAACUGACACCAAUUAUUUGGGCUUUAUUUUUAUACAGAAUAAAUCGUGAAACGGAUGUCUUUUGCGUGCGUCUUCUGCUUCUCGAUUUUCCGUCUUCUGUCUGGGUAUAUCGACGAUGGUGUGGCAGUCAAAUGCUGAACUCUGCACUUGAAGUACCCGUGUCUACGUGUUUUCCCUGCAUAAGAAAUAUUACGACUGCUUCUAAAGACAGCAAACGAUUUCCCCUCCGACCCCAACUGAAGCGGAUAAAGGGAAAGUUGAACCCGAGACGAAAGACUUCUAAUUUCGGCCACGUCUAAAAGACGGGAUUUCCCCAAAGGUGGGCAGAGCCUGGGCCGUGUAGGCAGCCAUGCUGUCUCUGGACGAACCGCUGGACCUGAAACUCCCUCAGGGGCGGGACCGGGCGUGGAGAACCGCCCCCUCUAUCUGUGCCCCUCUGAAUGCCGCUCGCACCCGGCAGCCCCGAACGACCCACGACGGAGCGCCGACCGGCACCCCAUCCCGUCUGGUUUCCUCCCACACAGGUGUGUCUCCACACCCCCCGGACAGGCCGGAGUCCCUGACCCCCCCGGCUGUGGACCUCAGCCUCUCCCCCUCCUCCCGUAAUGCCCCCUCCCCCUCGGAGCUGUCCGACGGCAGCGGGACCUCCUCCGUCCCGUCCCGGGAUUCCGGGCACAUCCAUUAUAUGGAGGGCGGAGUCUCGCCACAGCCCCUCCAGUUCUUCCUUCCAAUCGGGGGAGGGGGCGGGUUCCACUUGCCGUCCUCUAUGUUCAUUGGCCCGCCCAAAGACAAGCAGGCUGCUACUGAAAUUUCAAUGGACGAGCAACUAGCCUGUCGCUGGAUGAAGUGCCACCUGCUCUUUCACUCUCUGCAGGACCUGGUGGACCAUGUCAACGAUUUCCAUGUCAAGCCUGAAAAGAAUUCUGGGUACUGCUGCCUGUGGGAAGGGUGUGCUCGCAAUGGGAGGGGUUUCAACGCCAGGUAUAAGAUGCUGAUCCACAUCCGCACUCACACCAAUGAGAAACCACACCGCUGCCCCACCUGCAGUAAGAGCUUCUCCCGCCUGGAGAACCUGAAGAUACACACCCGCUCACACACAGGAGAGAAGCCGUACAUCUGUCCGUACGAGGGCUGCAGCAAGCGCUACUCCAACUCCAGCGACCGCUUCAAGCACACGCGCACGCACUACGUGGACAAGCCGUACUGCUGCAAGAUGGCGGGCUGCCUCAAGCGCUACACGGACCCCAGCUCCCUGCGCAAGCACAUCAAGGCGCACGGGCACGCCGUGGCCCCCGACCACGCCCCUCACGAUGGGCUGGGGGGGGCGUGGCUGAAGGCUGGGGGUGUGGCCAACCUGGGGGCGGAGCUUCCUUACGUCAGCGGGGCCCGCAUUGUCAUCCCGGGGGCGGCGGCUGCGCUCCUCGGGGGCCACGCCUUGCAGGGCCUGGGCGGCCUGCCCCUGUCCAUCCUGGGGCCCCGGCCCCUGGACCUGAGCGCCGGGGGCCCCUUCCUCUCCUUCAACGGGGUGCCGCUGGGCCUGGCCAAGUCACCGCUCCUGUCCCCGGCGUUCGCCGCUUCCGCCGCGGGCCGGGGGAGGCGGGGCCACGGCUGGGACGGGCGGGGCAAGGCCGGGGAGCGGGAGGGGAGCGAGGACGGGGACGGGGACGGGGAGGGGAUGGAGGGGCUCCAGGGGGCCGUGCUGAACCUGUCGGCAGGGGGGGGCCACGGCCCCCUGUCCUGGGUGGUCAUACCGCCGGCCCCGGUGGCAAUGAAGCCCGCUGUGGUCAACUGA
Anguilla anguilla (European eel) is the source of this 2196-nucleotide messenger RNA. Its product is annotated as zinc finger protein GLIS2-like. NCBI's taxonomy places the organism in Eukaryota, Metazoa, Chordata, Actinopteri, Anguilliformes, Anguillidae. Gene Ontology annotation, cellular component: nucleus. The record is from RefSeq and is a predicted model, not a curated record. The transcript is spliced from 7 exons. The coding region runs from base 754 to 2196 and encodes 480 amino acids. Gene Ontology annotation, molecular function: RNA polymerase II cis-regulatory region sequence-specific DNA binding; DNA-binding transcription factor activity, RNA polymerase II-specific. Gene Ontology annotation, biological process: smoothened signaling pathway; regulation of transcription by RNA polymerase II.